Messenger RNA from Molossus molossus (Pallas's mastiff bat), 389 nucleotides. RefSeq names its product probable E3 ubiquitin-protein ligase makorin-1. Gene Ontology annotation, molecular function: ubiquitin protein ligase activity; metal ion binding. Bases 39 to 389 code for a protein of 116 amino acids. The transcript has 4 exons. The record is from RefSeq and is a predicted model, not a curated record. NCBI's taxonomy places the organism in Eukaryota, Metazoa, Chordata, Mammalia, Chiroptera, Molossidae. Gene Ontology annotation, biological process: protein polyubiquitination.
CAGACCCUGAUCGGGAGCUCCUGGCCCCACUUCAAAGCAUGGACCUUGAGGUACAGCAGAGGGAGCAGGACAGUCGGGACGUCGUGUGUGGCAUCUGCAUGGACAAGGUGUGGGACAAGCCAGAGGCCAAGCGGAUCUUCGGCAUCCUGCCCAACUGCACUCACGCCCACUGCCUGGGCUGUCUGCGCACCUGGCGGAAGAACCGCCAAAACUUCCCGCUGGAUGUCAUCAAGGCCUGUCCCCAGUGUCGUGUGCAUUCCAGCUACAUUAUCCCCAGCAAAUUCUGGGUGAGCAAGGGGGCUGAGAAGGAGCAACUCAUCAGGAACUUCAAAGCUCGAACUAGGAUCCCCCAAAUCCUGGAGGUUCAGAGUGAUGGAGAUGGCAGGUGA